Messenger RNA from Gregarina niphandrodes, 3621 nucleotides. RefSeq lists its product as hypothetical. The record is from RefSeq and is a predicted model, not a curated record. The coding region runs from base 1 to 3621 and encodes 1206 amino acids. NCBI's taxonomy places the organism in Eukaryota, Apicomplexa, Conoidasida, Eugregarinorida, Gregarinidae. The transcript has a single exon.
AUGUCUGGGCGGCGAUUGGCGCUGCCGAAGAGCAAGGCCCGUCCUCCUUGGGCGGAGAGCGAUUGGCUCAAGACCUGGUCGGUUCCCACUGUAUUGUCCGAUCCUCCCAGCAGGAAGAUGGCUGAGGCCUCUGCGACAAGGUUGGACUCUGAAACGAGGAUGACGGGGUCUGAGGGGGGCGAAGCACCGAGAUCGGAAGUUGUCGUGCUCAGGCCUUAUACGGCACAGCUCACCCAGUACCGCCCGACUGCGUGGGCGGACUCUGCGCAAGUUGUGGCCAACCAGCCGAUCUACCCGCAGCACGGACCUCACGCUUCCACCGCCCUCAGUGCAACCGCCCUCGAUGCAACCGGCCUCCGUUCCACAGCAGGGAGGUUCGUCGCUGGAUUGGACCAAGCCGGCUACCCGCUGCUCCAGGAUCGCUACUACAAACCAGAGCCGCAGUCGUUGCCCGAUGGUCGGUGUUUCUCGCCAGCUGAUCACUUGGACUUCCGGUCGUCCGACUUCGGGCCACGGAAUUUCGGGUCGCAGAAUUUCUCCCCCGAUCACGGUGGCGGACCUGGCCCUUACCACUCGGACUCAUAUCAGCCGCGGUAUGCCUAUCCUCUGCACCAUUCCGGCUUCUACACGGGUCCGUACUACCAAUACUCCAGCACACAGAUGUCCAUGGCGGCCCUCACCGAGGGAUUCGGCCAACCACCCGGUUUCCUUACGCCACCACCAUCUACCGGACUAACAGUUCUGAGACCGUCGGAGACGCAAAGACCAGGUGCUGUGCCACCGCCUCCGCCGACCACCCCUCAUGCUCCUGAGACCGCUACGGAGACUUCCUUCGGCGGGUCAAAAUAUACACGCGGCCGAGUUCAGGCGAAUGCUAGGAUGCGAAGCGGUUGGAACCAAGGCGGUUGGAGUCAAAGCGGUUGCUGUCAAAACGGUGGGGCCCAAACUAUUUGUGGUCAAGCCGGUUGCGGUCAAGCCGGUUGCGGUCAAGCCGGUUGCGGUCAAUCCGGCUGGGACCAAAGGGAUUGCGGUCAAAGCAGUAAGACCCCUAAUAAUAGAAGUCCAGGUGGCAAGGGCCAAAAUGGCAAGGGCCAAAAUGGCAAGGGCCAAAAUGGCAAGGGCCAAAAUGGCAAGGGCCAAGGUGGCAAAAGCCAAGGUGGCAAAAGCCAAAAUGGCAAAAGCCAAAAUGGCAAGGGUCAAAAUAGCCGAUGCCGCCAAGGGGGCAAGAGUAGUACAAAGGGUGCGCGAAAUGACUUGGGUGAAACUUCUCGUUCCGGAAAGAUGAAGAAAACUCUGACUCCUGCACGACGGGAGAGCUCUUGUAGCUCAACCUCGUCUAUCAUCGGUCAGACAGUUUUUGACUCCAAGCGUGAGUACGAACUGCCGGAUGGCUUGACCAACUCCGGUAACCAUAAGUCUCAGUCUCGUGACCACCAGCCUCAUGAUCCCGGGUCUGGUGACUUGGUCAUCACUCUCUCAGAUCCUGAGCCCGAUGACGUCAGCACUGACAGCAGCGGAGACGCGCUCUCGUUCUUGCAGCCGAAGCCGCCGACCUGGCUCGAGCGGCAGAUGCGGAAGCAGCACGAUGAGCUCUCCGUGGAUGACUUGUCGGAGUUUACACCCGAGGAAGGCGACUGCAGACCUGCGUCCGACGGACCUCCUGGGUCCAGCGAGUUCGGGAAACGAUCCAGUCUAAGCGAUACACGGUCCGGGAACCGGUUUAAAGCUCCGAGGAUGGCCCCGGAUAUGCCGGCCGGCAAGAAGCUAGCGGGAAAGACUCUGGCGGGCGGGAAUACGACUCUGACGGGCGGUAAGACGCCUCCCGCGGGGAAGACGCUGACGGCAGGCAAGACGGCUAUGUCGUUGGGUCAGACGAUGGUGCACCAGACGUCCAGAGAGCGAGCUUCCAAGAAGAAGUUCCUGGAGACGCACUUGCGAUCAAAAGCGGCGCCAGUGUCACAAACCAGGCGUCCGCGGUCGAGCAGACUGCGCCAACUGACUUCGAGAGGUUCCGACACGGAGACUUCCUCUUCCACCUCUGGCAACGAUUCAGCCCUGUUGUCCGCCGAGGGCUUGUCCGCCGAGGGCUUGUCCGCCAACGACUUGUCCCUGGAAGACUUCCCAAAGGAACAAGCAGCUGCACCGCGGGAAGAACUCCCCCCGUUCCAGAAGGAGACCGUCACCACCCCUCGUAGCCGCUUGUUGGACGUGGAGGAUGUCGUGCACCUGUGGAGCACUUCCUCCAACAUCAGCGACAGCGAUCUGGACGCGCCUGAUCACACGCACUUGAGCCACGUCUCAGGCAAGAAUCAUGUCUCGGACAUGAGGCGUCCCUCGGAAACGAUUAUACUAGACGACGUCCCCAUCGGUGGCCUCUGUUUUCACGCUGAAGGUGAGCGCAUGCGCAAACGACCUGCCGACUUAAAAUCCCAGCCAUUGGCGAAGAAACCGAGACGAAAGCGGAUUACCUUCGCCAACUUCGAACUCAGAAGCACCAAAAGGAGGCUCCAGCUAGCAUCGCAGCAAGCUAUUAGCAUCGAGACCGCACGGCCAGAGCCUGCACGGCCACAGCCUGCACGGCCAGCGCCUGCACGGCCAGCGCCUGCACGGCCAGAGCCUGCACGGCCAGAGCCUGCACGCCCAGUGCCUGCACGGCCAGAGCCUGCACGGCCAGAGCCUGCACGGCCAGAGCCUGCACGGCCAGAGCCUGCACGGCCAGCGCCUGCACUGCCUGAAUCAGCGCUACCCGAGCCAGCCACGUCUGUGAAGUCUGCCGGGAAGAAGCCGAAAACGAAAACUGUGAAGGAGAAAAAGACCAAGAAACGGAAGUCGGGCGAAGGCAAGGAUCGCGGUUCAGCUUCGGUAGAGGAACACGCUACCGCCAACAGCACUACCGCUCACAACGUUAAUGCUAAAAUCGGAGAUCCGAUCGAGGACGCUCCAAAGGAUGCCACCGCCGAGAAGGUUACGAUGCGUGCGGUGGUCGAGGACGUGGAGGACGCUCCCAAGAGUGCUCAGCACGGAGGCCAAAAUCCGAGCAAGAAGCAGUUGAAACAACAAAAACGGAAAGAGAAGAACAAGAGACGUAAGGAGGAACGGAUUUGGAGAACCGUGUAUGAGGCUACCAGUUCCUUCGCGCCUCCCGUGGCCGUCGACGAGCUCGUCGGCUGCCGUAGUCACGAUACGGCCAACAAGCUCGUCGGAGCCUCCUCCUACCCGACAGUCGACGUGGACACUCUGAUUGGCCUUCAUGGCUUCUUCGGUAACGACAGCAAGCCGAAGCUGCCCACCCGUCUACGCUUCAGCGGCCGCUUCUUCAUCCGUAAAGAAUUCCUGCCAAAGUCCAAAUGGCCGGAGUUCCUCGCCGACCUCCAAACAGCACUCAAGGAAGUCAAAAAACACUCCCGAGCGCAACAGACCCUCUUCGGCCUCAACCUGCUGUACGGCCUCAAGCUUAAGUCACUCGACAGCGGAACCCCCGCCACAGCCAAGAUACUCUCGCGCGUCGCCGCCCUCAUCGGGCAACUGGUCACCACAGUCGAACAGCAGACCGGACGCUCUGCCUCACAAAUUGCAGCCGAGGUGUCCGCCAAAGGAUUCAACUGGCGCCCGGCUUCCUGA